This is a messenger RNA of Closterium sp. NIES-65, 1953 nucleotides long. NCBI's taxonomy places the organism in Eukaryota, Viridiplantae, Streptophyta, Zygnematophyceae, Desmidiales, Closteriaceae. The record is from the annotation of a GenBank genome assembly.
AUGCAUACGUGUCCGUUGCAUUGGAGGCAGGGUUACGCCGAGGGGUUAGCCAACACUAUUCCCAUCCUCGCUCGGCGAUACGGCAAUUUGGUCCGUGCAAAUCCUUUCAUCUCACCCGUGGAGCUCAAAAGAAUGCUCGAGGGUCACGGAAGGGUAGUGAUCCACUACUGGCAGGCUUGGCGGCUUCGAGAGUACAUCUUAAAGGAGCGAUAUGGAGAUUGGAAGGAGUCCUUUCGCCAGGUUCCGUGGCUUCUCACUCGUUUCACAGUCAUCGAUCCGGAAGUUCAAGUGCGGUUGGACACAUUAGAUCGGUGUUUCCACCGAUUCUACGUGCGUCCCUCUGCAGCACGGCAUGCGUUAAAUUAUUGCCGCCCGGUUGUUGCGCUCGACGGUACACAUCUCAUUAGUGCGCAGAAGGCUGUGCUGCUCAUCGCCGUCACCAUUGAAGGGAACCAGGAGAUUUUGUUACUUGCAUGGGCCUUGGUGGAGUCGGAGAACAAGGACGCGUGGACCUGGUUUCUGAAGCUGUUCCUUGAGGGGUUCCCGGAGUGGGCGCGUAGGGACGAUGCCUCCAUCAUCAGCGAUCGCGAUAAGGGGUUGGUGCCGGCAGCAAGGGAGGUGAUGCCAAGCCACAUCCCCCAUUAUUUCUGUGCCUGGCAUCUGGAGCAGAACCUUAAGCGGUUCGGCAAAGCGGCAACAGCGUUCUUCUGGCGGUUGGUGAAGUGUCGGUCUGAAACGAAAUGGGUUGCGCUUGUCGGGGCCGCACGACGAGAUUUUCCUGACAUGGCCGCAUAUCUGUUCGGGCCUGUCCGGCAGCAGCCACAGCCACAACCCCAGCCGGCUCCUCAGGUCCCCCCUCCUGGAGCCCGGGCAACAUUUGAUGGGGCCAGGGAUUUCGUGUUCGCGGAUGCUCGCGAAGGGAGGAGGGCACAGCGAGGGCAGGAGCGUGGUGUCAACGCGGGAAAUGGUGGCGUCGACACCGCGUCCCAACCCGAAGGGAGUGGGUUCCCGGAGGGCAACACGGUAUUGGAGUCCCUUCAGGGAUACCAGACGAAGGGGAUGGCGGAGCGGCUGCUUUUGGCAUCGGCCGUGGAGGGCGAGGACGAGCUUCAUCUGGACGUGGUCGCAGAGGGAGAGGCGGUGGCGUUGCAGGGGCGGGCCUUGGCAGGGGAGGUAGAGGAGUGCCCCCCGCGGCCGAUUGCGGAGGGCAGGGGGGUGGCGGAUCAGACUUCACGGGGGUUGGUGGUGGAGUACGGGAAGUGCCGCUCGGUGGGGCCGGCGGGGAGCAGGGGGAUGCCGGCGCGGGAUGGUCCGGCAUUGCAGGUGGAGGGAGGGGAGUCCCGCUUGGUGGGGCUCCUGGAGGGCAGGGGGGUGCAGGAGCAGGAUGGUCCGGCAUUGGAGGUGGAGGGAGGGGAGUCCCGCUUGGUGGGACUCCUGGAGGGCAGGGGGGUGCAGGAGCAGGAUGGUCCGGCAUUGGAGGUGGAGGGAGGGGAGUCCCGCUUGGUGGGGCUCCUGGAGGGCAGGGGGGUGCCGGAGCAGGAUGGUCCGGCAUUGGAGGUGGAGGGAGGGGAGUCCCGCUUGGUGGGGCUCCUGGAGGGCAGGUGGGUGCCGGAGCAGGAUGGUCCGGCAUUGGUGGUGGAGGGAGGGGAGUCCCGCUUGGUGGGCCUCCUGGAGGGCAGGGGGGUGCCGGAGCAGGAUGGUCCGGCAUUGGAGGUGGAGGGAGGGGAGUCCCGCUUGGUGGGGCUCCUGGAGGGCAGGGGGGUGCCGGAGCAGGAUGGUCCGGCAUUGGAGGUGGAGGGAGGGGAGUCCCGCUUGGUGGGCCUCCUGGAGGGCAGGGGGGUGCCGGAGCAGGAUGGUCCGGCAUUGGAGGUGGAGGGAGGGGAGUCCCGCUUGGUGGGCCUCCUGGAGGGCAGAUGGGGGCCGGAGCAGGAUGGUCAGGCAUUGGAGGUGUAG